Messenger RNA from Mesocricetus auratus (golden hamster), 2938 nucleotides. RefSeq names its product phosphoethanolamine/phosphocholine phosphatase 1 (gene Phospho1). The coding region runs from base 992 to 2149 and encodes 385 amino acids. The record is from RefSeq and is a predicted model, not a curated record. Lineage: Eukaryota; Metazoa; Chordata; Mammalia; Rodentia; Cricetidae. Gene Ontology annotation, biological process: bone mineralization involved in bone maturation. The transcript has 4 exons. Gene Ontology annotation, molecular function: phosphatase activity.
CCUAUCUCUUUUGAAAAAACUUUGCCAUAAGGAAGUGUGGGCAGCCAGUGAAGCAUCUCUAUAAAGACUGUCUCAGACCCUGUGUUCCCCUGGUCCUACCCUAGUUUAUUCGGGAGGCAGUUGCUUUUCUGCUGCCCUGGGAUGGUCAGGGAGUGAGCGUCACCUUGACAAGUCAGAAUUUAUGUGCCACCCAUUGUCACCACUAGAGGGCAGCAGCCAGCCAGAUCUUUGCUAUCUUUUUCUGGUACCUUUCCAAUUCCAAGCUGUAUCUUUCUAAAUUUAAGGGGCUGACCUCCUGGUCUCUCAACCUAGGGGUGCAGAAGUAGGCGAGUAGGGAGGCACCAGAAGCUAUAGAUGGUAUUCUGUAUAGCUGCACUGAUGAAGGCCCCAACCAAAAGAUCAGAACUGGUCACCUAAACUCUAGUAGAGAUUUCAGCCUGUCCUGUUGGUGAGACCCCUGAACGAGGUAGUGCUGGAGGUAAGUCUCAUAUCUCAUGUAGAGCCCAGGGCUUGUGCUGGAGGUAAGUCUCAUAUCUCAUGUAGAGCCCAGGGCUCAGCCUCUAGACAGUGGUGAAUUAUCCAUGAGCCAAGUGCUGCACUGCUUGAGCAAUACAGCCUCUAGGAAGUGAGCUAGCCCCUCUGUUCUCUGCCUUCUUGGGUCUGAUGAACCAUGAAUGAGAUUGGGAUAAAGGUGAUUGGUAGACUAUGACAUGCUCUACUCAUGUGUGAGCAGAGGUCAUACUGGAGAAAGAGGCCCUGGACCAGCCUCUGAGAUCUACUUCUGAAGUCUCAUCCAUUUUAAGUGAGUGGCUUUUUUGUUUUGUUUUGUUUUUCAAGACAGGGUUUCUCUGUGGCUUUGGAAGCUGUCCUGGAACUAGUUCUUGUAGGCCAGGCUAAUCUCGAACUCCCAGAGAUCACCUGCCUCUGUCUCCCAAAUGUUGGAAUUAAAGGCUUGCAUCACCACCGCCAGUCAAGUGAGUGGCUUUUGAGCAUGUCCCUUAGUCUGUCUGCUGACCUGGCUGCAGGAGUGCCCUUUGGAGCUCUGGAUGACAGCUUGAGACCAGCAAAGUUUCCAGAAGUGGGUGCUCAGGAGAAUACACUGACAAUGAGUGGGUGUUUUCCAGCUGUUGGCCUCCGCUGCCUAUCUAGGGUAUGCCGUGGCCUGGCGAUGGGGGCUCCCAUCUCCCUAAGCCCCAUUGCUUCUCCUGCCGCCUGCUUGCUUCGGACUCUGGCAGAAAUCCUACCCGCUGACACGUUCUUCCCAGGGAAUUGGUCUUGGAUGUGCCAGCGAUCCUGGCUGUGGCCCGCUAACCAGACUCUCCCCGGCCGGCUCCCGCCGCGCCGCCUCUCGCUUGCCCCCUCCUCCUGCUCCUCUUCCCCCUGCUCCCAGGACGGCAGGAUGGCUGCGCCAGGCGCGCCUCGCUUCCUCCUGACCUUCGACUUCGAUGAGACUAUCGUGGACGAAAACAGUGACGACUCAAUCGUGCGCGCUGCGCCAGGCCAGCAACUCCCUGAGAGCCUGCGUGCCACCUACCGCGAGGGCUACUAUAAUGAGUACAUGCAACGCGUCUUCAAGUACCUGGGUGAGCAGGGUGUACGGCCGCGAGACCUGCGCGCUGUCUACGAAACCAUCCCCCUGUCGCCGGGCAUGGGUGAUUUGCUGCAGUUCCUAGCCAAACAGGGCUCCUGCUUCGAGGUUAUUCUCAUUUCGGAUGCCAACACCUUCGGUGUGGAGAGUGCCCUGCGUGCCGCUGGCCACCACAGCUUAUUCCGCCGCAUCUUCAGCAACCCGUCCGGCCCCGACGCUCGGGGACUGCUGACGUUGCGGCCCUUCCACACGCACAGUUGCUCGCGCUGCCCCGCCAACAUGUGCAAGCACAAGGUGCUCAGUGAAUACCUGCGUGAGCGGGCCCGCGACGGCGUGCACUUCGAGCGCCUAUUCUACGUGGGUGACGGUGCAAAUGACUUCUGCCCUAUGGGGCUGCUGGCGGGCGGGGACGUGGCCUUCCCACGGCGUGGCUACCCUAUGCACCGCCUCAUCCAGGAGGCACAGAAGGCUGAGCCCAGCUCCUUCCGCGCCCACGUGGUGCCCUGGGAAACGGCCGCAGAAGUGCGCCAACAUCUGCAACAGGUGCUGAAGAUGUGUUGAAGACCAUCACCUGCAAGGGGAACUCGGGGAGAACCGGUGGAGAAGGAGCAGGGCUGGGAAUUGGUUAAGACCCCCUGGUGUUACUCCUUCCCCUUCGCUUUGCUACGCUCCUCUGGGCGUUUCUGGAAUUCUGUCCGCUUGUGGGCUGGGAGCGGAGGUUAAGAGCCGUCCCUAUCUAUGCAGUUAUCGCAGCUCGGCUGCCUACCCUCCAGGGAGUAGUGAGCACCCCUUGGAAGGCAGGCACUGUCCCUUGAACUGAGAGGAAGGGGCUCCGGGCAGUUGGGAAAAGGAGCAUCUCCCGCUACUUUAGCUGCUGCUUCGGUUGCAUAACCUCCCCUCCCCGGUCUUCUCUCAAACGGACUCAGGAUCCCCCAGUCCGCAUGCCAGCACUGGCUUCCUCACGCAGACCUGUGAUGCUCUCGGAAGACAGUUCCUAGGCAUCUUUGAUCUUGCUUCAGCCACCGCGAUCCUACACUAGUGCCGCGCUGGCUGCGCCUCGCUUCCUUACCCCGCUCACGCCAGAUACCGGCAAAGGAAGAAUAUGCCAGGGGAGCAGCCACCUCCUACUGGUGGAACGAGGUAGAACCAACCAAUGACCUCGGAGAGUGUGACAAAUCCUCUCACUCCGACCUCGUCUACUGCAGCUAGAGACCAGGGACUUCACCAAAGUCGCCCUCCGCAUCCCCCUUCGCCCUUAUGGAACAGAAAGCCAUGUUUUUCAGCAGAGCCAGGGAAACCCAAGCCCCUCCCCCUCUAGAGUUUCAGAGCUAUAAAGGAGGUGAAGGGGGA